Rotaria sp. Silwood2 is the source of this 1143-nucleotide messenger RNA. Lineage: Eukaryota; Metazoa; Rotifera; Eurotatoria; Philodinida; Philodinidae. The record is from the annotation of a GenBank genome assembly.
AUGAUCGGAUUCUUGAUUAUAUUAACAAUUUAUUUGUUAUCAUGUAAAUUUGCUAUUGAAUGUGUAAUGAAAUUAAUUGCAUUAAAUUUUAAAUAUUUUACUAUUCCAUGGAAUGUAUUUGAUUUCAUUAUUGUAAUUGCAUCUGUUCUUGGACAAGCCUUAGGAGAAAUUAUGGCACAAUUUGUAGUCAAUCCAACAUUAUUACGUGUUGUUCGUGUUGCACGUGUUGGAAGAAUUUUACGUCUUGUCAAAGGAGCAAAAGGUAUUCGAACAUUACUUUUUGCAUUGGCCGUUUCAUUACCUGCUCUAUUUAAUAUUGGUCUUCUUCUCUUUCUUGUCAUGUUUAUUUAUUCAAUAUUUGGUAUGUCAUUUUUUUCUUAUGGCAGAAAAUCAGCUGGUAUAACGGAUCUAUUUAAUUUUGAAACAUUUCCCAAUUCAAUGAUUGUUCUUUUUCAAAUGUGUACAACUGCUGGUUGGUCCGGUGUUUAUCAAGCAUUAACAAAUGAUCAACCACCAGAUUGUAAUCCAACUCUAAAGACACCAUCACAUAAAGGUGAUUGUGGUGAUACAGCUAUUGCAACACCAUUUCUUGUCAGCUAUGUUAUCAUUACAUCUCUUGUUGUGGUUAACAUGUAUAUUGCAGUAAUAUUAGAAAAUUUUAGUCAAGCACAAGAAGAUGUGCAACAAGGUUUAACCGAUGAUGAUCAUGAUAUGUAUUAUGAAAAAUGGCAACGUUUCGAUCCAUUAGGUUCACAAUUUAUACGCUAUGAUCAAUUAUCAGAUUUUGUUGAUGAUCUUGAAUCACCUUUACGUAUUCCUAAACCAAACUAUUUAGUACUUAUUCGUAUGAAUUUACCAAUAUGUGAAAAUGAUCGUAUGCAUUGUGUCGAUAUACUUGAUGGUCUAACAAAAUAUUUUCUUGGUACACUUGAUACAGAUGUAACAAGUAAUGAAAAUGAUGCAUCAAACGAAAUAAAGAACGAUCGUCCUAACGACUAUCAUCCAAUAUCGACAACAAUACAGCGGCAACGUGAGCUUUACUUAAGUCGUUUAGUACUACAACGUUUUCGAAACAAUGCUGAACGACGUCAAAAUCAACGGAAACAUGAAGACUCCGCAUUUGAAAUAAUUGAAAUUAUUUAA